AUGGAUGAAGAAGACUGGCCACUUUAUGGGAGAGAGAAAUUCCAACAUGGCGUCAUCGUGGCAGUGGACUCUCGGGCCACAGCUGGCGCCUACAUCGCCUCCCAGACAGUGAAGAAGGUGAUAGAGUUCAACCCUUACCUGCUGGGCACCAUGGUUGGAGGUGCAGCUGACUGCAGCUUCUGGGAGCGCUUCUGUCGUGUCUACGAGCUCCGCAACAAGGAGCGCAUCUCUGUGGGAGCCGCCUCCAAGCUUCUGGCUAACAUGGUAUACCAGUACAAAGGCAUGGGCGGCUGGGACAAGAGAGGGCCAGGGCUGUACUACGUGAACUCGGAGGGGAACCGUGUGUGUGGAGACCUAUUUGCGGUGGGCUCUGGCUUCAUGUAUGCGUAUGGAGUGGUGGACAGCGGGCUGAGACAGGCUAUGUCUGUAGAGGAGGCGUGCGAGCUGGGCCGCAGAGCCAUCUACCAGGCCACAUACCGAGACGCCUAUAGCGGAGGACAGGUCCAUCUGAACCAGGAAGACGUAUUGAAGCUGCACCACCAAUACCAGGAACAGAACAAAUAGAGAGGGGAAGGAGGGAUUGAUGAAGAAUAGUAAUAAUCAGGAAGGUUGAUAAUGAUAUAGCAGCAAUGUUUUAUUCAUUUGGAUUCAUUUCGCGAACAGUUUGCUGCAGUUCCCACACACAACGUGUUUCAUAAAGGGGGUGCCGUUUUCUAGUGAAGAGGCUGAUGAGUCAAAUCUGUCUUACUCGGUGUAGGAAUAGUCUGCAUCUCUUACAAUGUUACAGAUCUACCUUCUAACAAAAACUGGGAAAGCAAAUCUUUUCUCAGAAAAACCUUGUGAUGUUUUUGUAAACAUGAAAUGUGUUUUUAUUUGAUUUACGUCCUCUUGUUUUUCCUCCUGUGUUUACUGUAGAUGUGUAUUUUAUUCAUACACACAACACAUUCUCACUUCUGUCAUUUGAUCUUUUUCUUCUUUUCUCCAUCCCUUGAUAUAGCUCCUUCCAUUUUCUGUUGGUGUUUUGUCAUCUGCAUCUGUUGAGAUCCUGAUGUAUUCUGUUCCUCAACCUACAGCUAUAGCUCUAACCCUGCUCUGUGAUCCUUGGGGAGUAGCUGCAGUGUUUACCUUUCAACUAUAGGAGAUGCUAAUUACAUAUCUAUCGCUAAUUGUGCUUCCUGUGUGGAAAACGAUAUAUUUUCCCCCUCACUUAACUUCCCCUCCAAUGGUUUUAUAUAUAUUUUUUUCAUUAAUUGGAAGGGAAAUGUAUAUUUUUUAUUUCUCUCCGACACACUUAGCCUCUCAAUGCUAAUGUUAUAUGCCGCUCUGUCACUGUGCUUUACAAUGUAAUGAUCUGUGCGGGGCUGUGUGAGCCCCUUCAGUGGUUUUAUGGCGGGAAAUAAACACUAAUAAAAGCGA
Messenger RNA from Salvelinus fontinalis (brook trout), 1416 nucleotides. It is a transcript of the gene psmb5, whose product is annotated as proteasome 20S subunit beta 5. Gene Ontology annotation, molecular function: threonine-type endopeptidase activity. The record is from RefSeq and is a predicted model, not a curated record. Gene Ontology annotation, cellular component: proteasome core complex. Lineage: Eukaryota; Metazoa; Chordata; Actinopteri; Salmoniformes; Salmonidae.